UCAUCUCUUUCCUUCCCUCAUUCAUUUAACCCACAGCAAGGACCAGCGGCCGACUCGCACGAGCAGGACAGACGUGCACAGAUACUCAGUUACUUGGGAAUACAACGAACGCUGGAAACACAGGAUCAGUCCCCAUCGUUUUUGAUAGGAAUCCACACGACACCAUGUCUGGAGGCAUCACUCUGGCACUGAUCUCUUAUGCAGGCACAGGAAUCGCUUUUCUCUUUUCCACGCUGUCGCUUGCAUGCGGCCUCUACUACUUGGCAGAGCUCGUGGAGGAGUAUACAGUCAUGACAAAAAAAAUUAUCAAAGGCUUGACGCUGACGGUCGUGGCGCUUCAUCUGUUGCUCUGGCUGCUAGACGGAUUGCCGUUCACGAAGAUUGUGUUCUCGCUCGGCUGUCAUGCAGUCUACAGUCUGAACUUGGCCAACUUUCCCUACAUCAACCUCCUCAGCGCUCCUUUCCUUCUUAGCUGCGUACUGGUUCUGGCGGAUCAUUUCAUGUGGUUCAAGUACUUUACAAGGCACUAUUACAGCUUCAUGACGAUCGCCAGUUUUUUCGGUAUUUGCGUCUGGAUGGUGCCAUUCGUCUAUUUCAUCUCUCUAAGCGCCAACGACAAUGCACUCCCAAGCUUUGACAAAUCGCAGGAAAGCAAACAAAAGAAGAGCGGCAUUCUGAAGAAUCUCUUUGGCGCGAUGCUGAACAAGAAGGACUCUUCGCCAGCGCUCGUGGAGACACCCAGCUUUGCCGGCUUUGGAAGUUCUUCACUAUCCCAGAGCCACCUCACUCCCUCAACUUCGUCGCCCUACUCCUCGUUUAAUCCCGAUAAGAACCAGCUCCGACCGGAUUAUCCCAUCUCCCGUCCAAGCAGCAGCAACAGUAAUUAUGGACACGGAUAUCAGGGCAGUCAGAGCCCUGAUCGCCCAGCCAGCAGCGGCAACAGUUAUGGAGGACAACAGCAAUACGGAAGCAGCAGUGCAGUCUACAGCAACUCAUCGUCGACUGUAGGAAACCGCUUUUAAAAUAUAAAGACAACUGCAUGCAAUGUUUAUUUGCGUAGUGCUUUCAUGAUUUUACUUGUGCGUUCUUCUUUAUCGUACAAAUACUGGACUCUGGUACUAGUCUGGCGCCUUAGUCUUCUGCAAGCAGCGCCUUUAAAUCGUUGCGUGUCCUCUGCACCUCGCUGAUUGGCUUUCGUCGCUGUCCUAGCGCCGGAACUGGGACUGGUGAUGUUGCCGAAGAGUUUUGUGGCUCCUGCUUCAGAUACCGGCCGGCUAUGCAAUUAC
Messenger RNA from Gamsiella multidivaricata, 1286 nucleotides. RefSeq names its product transmembrane adaptor Erv26-domain-containing protein. Lineage: Eukaryota; Fungi; Mortierellomycota; Mortierellomycetes; Mortierellales; Mortierellaceae. Gene Ontology annotation, biological process: endoplasmic reticulum to Golgi vesicle-mediated transport. Gene Ontology annotation, molecular function: COPII receptor activity. The transcript has 4 exons. Bases 165 to 1022 code for a protein of 285 amino acids. The record is from RefSeq and is a predicted model, not a curated record. Gene Ontology annotation, cellular component: COPII-coated ER to Golgi transport vesicle; Golgi membrane; endoplasmic reticulum membrane.